CUGGCUUGACCGCGGCUCAGAACUGACGGCUCACUUGACCGCAGUUUAUACCAGCGCUCUCUCUUCAUCAGGACAUCUUAGAGAUAAACAUGCUGGUCUGGAUAGUGUGCGCAGCUUUGAUUUUAGGUGGCCUUUUACUCCGCCAUCCUUACUUCUUCCAGGAUGUUCAAUAUGUGCUCUCUAAAAUAAAAGUAAGGCGCUUCAUCUUAAAGUGCAUGCGGACUAAUUACUUAAUCUUGGACCGGUUUUUAGACUUGGUACAGAAGCAGCCGCACAAGCCUUUCAUUUACUUUAAGGACGAAACGUUCACGUACCGGGAUGCAGAUCUCCUGAGUAACAAAGCCGCCAGAGCGCUUCUGCAGUCUGGAUGCGUAAAAGAAGGUGACACGGUGGCACUGUUCCUGGAGAACCAGCCGAUGUUCCUGUGGCUCUGGCUGGCUUUGGUCAAGAUUGGAUGUUCCGGGACUUUGCUCAACAACAACAUCAGGUCCAAGUCUCUGUUACACUGCCUCAACUGCAGCGGAGCCAAAACUCUGGUAGCAGCUGAAGAGUUACUGGAUACAGUGAAGGAGGUCCUGCCCCAUCUGCUCGAACAGCAGGUCACUAUUUUCAUCUUAGCUGACAGAUGCAAAACUGCAGGUUUGGAGAGCUUCAAAGACAAAAUGAAUGAGGCUUCCUCUGAGCCUCUACCCAAGGCAUUAAGGUCACAUUUGACCCUGCAGAGUCCAGCAGUCUACAUAUACACCUCAGGAACAACAGGUCUUCCUAAAGCAGCUGUGGUCACUCAUAGAAAACUGUGGAGCUUGUCUUUAUUUCUGGCUAUGUCAGGAGUGGACUCCAAAGAUGUGAUUUAUGAUAGCCUCCCUCUUUAUCACAGCACCGGCCUCAAUGCCUUCACUGGGGCCAUUGAGAGAGGUAUUCCUGUUGUUUUGAGGAGUAAAUUUUCUACUUCUCAGUUCUGGGACGACUGCAGAAAAUAUAACGUCACUGUUAUACAUUACAUAGGUGAAAUUAUGCGUUACCUCUGCAACACUCCACAGAAACUCAGUGAUAAAAACCACAAAGUCAGACUUGCAAUAGGCAACGGGAUGAGAGCAGAUGUUUGGAGGGACUUUGUAAGACGGUUUGGAGACAUUCAAAUCAGAGAGUUUUACGGAUUGACUGAGGGGAACUUUGGUCUUUUGAAUUAUAGCGGCAAGGUGGGAGCUAUUGGGCGAGACACCUUCCUGAACAAGUGGCUUUUUCCAUAUGCUGUGAUCAAAUAUGAUAUAGACAAAGGAGAGCCUUUGAGGGAUUCAUCUGGUUUCUGCAUAGAGGCUGCCAAAGGUGAACCUGGACUUCUGGUGACUGAAAUAACAGCAAAAUCUCCAUUUGUUGGUUAUGCGAGAGACUUGCAGCAAACUGAGAAAAAGAAGCUGCAUAAUGUCUUCAAGAAAGGUGAUCUGUACUUCAACACCGGCGACCUGCUGCACAUCGCUGAGGAUGAUUUCAUUUAUUUCAAUGAUCGUGUUGGAGACACGUUCAGAUGGAAAGGAGAGAACGUAGCUACAGCUGAGGUGGCUGACAUCCUCGUGCUGGCUGAUUGCAUUAAAGAGGCCAAUGUUUAUGGAGUCAAAGUGCCAGGUCAGGAGGGAAGAGCUGGGAUGGCUGCUGUUACUUUAAGAGAAGGACUGAAGUUUGACUCCUCAGCUGUUUUUAAACAUGUUGAGAACUUCCUGCCGACCUACGCCAGGCCACGCUUUAUCAGGAUUCAAGUGUCACUGGAUGCUACAGGCACGUUCAAGCUAAUAAAGACGAAACUGGUGGAGCAGGGCUUCAACCCAAAUGAAAUAACAGCCCGGCUCUACUUUCUGAAUGAAAAAGAGAAGAAUUACACUCCACUCACACCAGAUGUAUUUGAUUCAGUUAUAGCAGGAAACAUCAAAAUCUAAUUUUAAAGUACAAAAAACCCCCAAAUCCACCUUUUCACAUGCAAGCAGAUCAUUUUAAUGAGAGUAUGUGGUACUUUUGGCUGCACAUUUUAAUGACAAGGUGUAAAAACAUUUUUUUUUUUUUUAGCUUGGAUUUUAUGCACACCCCCAAGAUAAUUUUUCCUUCUAAGGCUAUCAUGUUUGAGCUUGAUGCACCGAGCUGUGAGUGUAGUGAUGGUUUCACUCAGCAAGUUUUUCCAGUUGAUUAAACUGAUUGCUGUGAGCUUUCUUACUGCAUUGCAUUCUGGUCCGUGUAGGCUGUUGGCAGUGUUGGAGCAAGUAUAUAUUUCUAUCAUUCAUUUGUUGUAUUGCCCUCUUUAUAGCUUCAGUACAAUUUAAGCUGCUCUUUUCUAUUAAUCAAAGUCCAGUUUUUUUUUUAAAUAAGUGAACAGUUUUAUGCAGGAUACCACUGUGGCAAAAAUAAGUCUUAAAAAAAACUUGUUAGAGAAAGCUGAUGAAAUUAAUGAAAUUUAUAGCUUUUUGAUUUAAAAAUUACUCUUCUAUCCUCAGUGUGAACUGAACUUGUUUCUUGUUUUUUUUCUUCUUCUUCUUUUUAAUUAAUUAGUUAGUUUCCUGUUAAGCAUCUAUAGAAAAAUCACUCAAACUCACUUUAGUGUUGAUUUCUGUGUGUUUGGUUUGAAGGAAGGAAAAAGAGUUCCUGCAGAAAUAAUUGGGCACCAAGUUUGUUGUCAUGUCCUGGGUCCUUAUGACCCAGCGUUUUUGGUUUAUGCUUUGUUUUGUAUUGUAUUUUUCUUUUCUGGGUUUCUUUUGUUGUGGGUUUUGGUUAUGUUUGGAUUUCUAGUUCUUUGUGUUGUCCUUCUGGUGUCACGUCUGUGUUAUGUUUUGCUUUCCAUGUCCUCCUGUUCUGAUUGUGCCUAUGUAAAUUUUGUUCUCGUGUUUUAGUCCCUUGUCUCAUGUCUCGUGUUUAGUUUGAUGUCCUGAUGUUUCCCUGUCUUUUGUAUUUGGGUUUCUGUUUUGGUCAUGUUUCAGUUCUGUCUGUGUGCCAGUCUCCCUACAGUAUGUGUUAAGUCUGCGUAUACAUGGUUUGGUUACUUCCUGUUUUUAUAUUGAUAGUCUCUUGCACUGUCUGCUUGUGUUUAUCAUUUUAAGCAAGAUUUGCUGUUACAAAACAUAGAUCUAUUUACAGGGUUAUUUUGCUGAACAAGGUACUCUGACCCUGAUGAACUACAUCUGAGUAAAUAUGAAUGACAAUGUAAGGGACCAAACAGUCAAAGGAUGUACAGGCACAGAUAUAAUUUUCAAAAUGUGGGUUUUAUUAUAACCCAAAGGAAAAAAAAAAAUUAUCAUGAAAAUAGGCUAUUUUAUAAAAGAGGUCAACUAAACAGAAUGCUACUCAAAAAUCAUGCAACACAACAAACUGACCAAACCAAAUGAGAGACAGCUCAACAUUUAUACCGGUGGUGUAAACCCUUUUGAAUACAAUGGGGGAAACUACAGGGACAAUAAGUUUAAGGAAACUCCAUUCUCCCCAUUCAGUCACAACAGAUGGUUCAGUCCAUUUGGUUGGCCUCUGCAUUUAAAUCGGCUCCACCCUCAGCCUCCUCUUUUGCUCAAACUAGUGAUGGGCAAAGGGAGGCUUUGUGAAAUGUUUGAAGCAAUUGUGCUGCUGUUGUGCCAGAAGUGAUUUCUGAUGUUUCAUUGUGUUUUUUUAUGUGUAAUAUCUUUGCUUAUAAUGGUAAAUAGAAUGUAGUCAACAGGAUUGAUGAAGGGUUCACAUAUAUAUAUGUGCUAAUAAGAAAUUACCUGUUUUGCAUUUAUCGUUAUGACUGUUAUUGUAUGUACAUUAUAAUCAAUCCAGACCCUUUUGGCCAUUUAAAAUAUCGUGACUGUGAUGUCAUAUUUGCAAUUUCUGCUGCCCUCUCGGCCAGAUGUUAUCAUUCAUGAAAGAUAUGUUUGAGGUAUGUUUAACAGAUUGUAAUCAUUUAAAACAGUUUAAAUACAGAUAAUCAUUCUUUGGCACAGCACCAAAAUUGUGUCGUUUUGAAACAAUCUGGCACACAUCUCCACAGUGACACCUACUGGCAACGUGUUGCUGUUUUCUCCUUCUGUCAGCAAACACGAGGCUUUCAGUUACUUAGUAAUUCAGUGCAAUGCACAACAAACCAAUUUAUGAAAUAACAUAUAUAGAGCAUCCAGUUUAUUGUGAUAAGCACAGAGGUUUUCAGCUGGAUGUGUUUGGCUGAUCUUUAAGCUUUCUGGGAGUCAUUGUCAUCAGGUUUAUUCUACACACUGUCAGGUUUUAGGUUUUAAUUUCAAUUAAUUCAGAAAUCAAUGUUUAAACAAAUAAACGACUAAAUGUAUUUUCCUUCUUAAAAACAACCCUAAAAUUUAUUAAGUUAUCAUAGGUUAAUUUUGACCAAUCAGCAUCUGAGUACGUCACAGUUCAGAGGUUAAUCAGCGGAGGAUGAAGAAACUGUGCUUUACUUUAUUUGCAGCUUAUACUGCGACAUGCGACAAUGAGACAUGGACAGGAUGUUUUAAUUCAGUCUGUUGAAGUUUUGGUUACACUGAAGCUGUACACCUUUGUUUGAGAGAUAUUUACAGUGUCCGUGAGAAUAAAGAAAGGUUUGUAUUUUUUCUUUCCUAAUUUGUUAAGAAAUGUUUGUUAAAAAAUAAUUCACAUGUAAUUAAUGGAUUUGUGUUACUUUAUUUUUUGUACAGUUCCCCAGUUUCUGGCUGCGGGUAAUUUGAGAAUGAACUCACUUCAUGCAGCAAAUACAUUUUCUGCCUAAAGUAGAAAAAAUACAGAACAGACAAGAGUUAGAUGUCUGCCCGAUUUAUUUUCUAAUUUAAAACAGACGUUUUCUGUUGAGAAAUGGCUGCGCUAUAAAUCUAUGGAUUCACAGCGCAGUGCUACUGCUCUCUCUCUCUCUCUCUCUCUGCUGAUGGUGGAGCUCAGCUCACCCAGCAGUCUCUUUCUUUCUCUGUCAUAUCUAUAUGACAGGAUGUGAAAUGAAUGGAUAGCUGACAUAGUGAGCCAGCGUGAUGAAAGCGGCAGAAGGGCGUGACUCUGCCAUCUCAAUGUACAGUUUUCUACCACUAUUUCACAGCAUGGUGUGUAUUACAUGAGAAAAGCAAUGAGAUUUUCACAGCUGUGAAUUAGGUUGGGCCCUAAGGCUGAACUUGCUGCUUUGUAUCAGUUCAUAUGACAGAUAAAAGGACGCAAAGUGCGUACUUGUCACCUUGCUCGUAAUCGCUGGCUGUGUUUACCUCUGUGCCGCACACAGAUGCCACAGUAGUUUUUUUUUUUUUUUUUUAACCACAGUCCUGGUGACCCUCUGCAGAGUUCUCCUGUCUGCAGAAGGGCAAGGCAGCAAACCAGACAGACACACAGUACAUCAGCAAUGGCUCUAUGGAGGCUCAAUAGAAGGACACCUGCAUCUUUUCCUCCAGGUGGUUCCUCCGCAGGACACGCAGGAAGGGGGCUCUCUGCUGGGCCCUUUUUUCCAGUGCUGCUGUGUUGGCAGUCCAGGUGAAGUCCUCAGAAAUGUGGGUCCCCAGGAACUUGAAGGAGGCUACUCUCUCUACACCAGGGGUAGGGAACUCCAGGCCUCGAGAGCCAGUGUCCUGCAGGUUUUAGAUGUGUCCCUGAUCCAGCACACCUGACUCAAAUGACUGAAUUACCUCCUCAGUCUGCAGUCAAGUUCUCCAGAG
Archocentrus centrarchus (flier cichlid) is the source of this 5645-nucleotide messenger RNA. Its product is annotated as very long-chain acyl-CoA synthetase-like. Gene Ontology annotation, biological process: long-chain fatty acid metabolic process; long-chain fatty acid import into cell. Gene Ontology annotation, cellular component: endoplasmic reticulum membrane; plasma membrane. NCBI's taxonomy places the organism in Eukaryota, Metazoa, Chordata, Actinopteri, Cichliformes, Cichlidae. The transcript has 10 exons. The coding region runs from base 90 to 1931 and encodes 613 amino acids. The record is from RefSeq and is a predicted model, not a curated record. Gene Ontology annotation, molecular function: long-chain fatty acid-CoA ligase activity; long-chain fatty acid transmembrane transporter activity.